Molecule: messenger RNA, 945 nt
Organism: Paramormyrops kingsleyae
Lineage: Eukaryota; Metazoa; Chordata; Actinopteri; Osteoglossiformes; Mormyridae
Product: putative olfactory receptor 8G2
Biological process (GO): G protein-coupled receptor signaling pathway; detection of chemical stimulus involved in sensory perception of smell
Cellular component (GO): membrane
Molecular function (GO): G protein-coupled receptor activity; odorant binding; olfactory receptor activity
Source: RefSeq, a predicted model, not a curated record
AUGGACAAUAUGUCAGAGGUGACGUCCUUCAUUCUAACAGGCUACUUCGAAAUGGAGGAUCUGAAGUACCUGUAUUUCACAGUCUUCUUCCUAUUGUACAUCAUGACGGUUUUUGCGAAUGUCCUUCUCAUCUGUGUGAUCUGUGCUGAGAGGAGUCUGCACGACCCCAUGUACAUUUUUUUGUGCGCCCUGGCAGUGAAUGGGAUGUACGGCAGCACGUCUUUAGUGCCCUCCAUUCUGGGACAGCUGAUGUCCCCCACGCACAUCAUGUCUCUGGGCUGCUGCCUGGCCCAAAUUUACUCUUUACACACAUACGUCAUCGCAGAGUUUUCAGUGUUGGCAGUGAUGAGCUAUGACAGAUACAUUGCGAUCUGUUACCCCUUACAUUACCACAUCAUCAUGUCUCCCCGCAAGGUGUGUGUACUGGUUGUCCUCUCCUGGAUUUACCCCUUCGUCGCUUUUGGCAUCUACUUCAUAUUCACCACAAAGCUCACCUUCUGCAGAAACAUCAUACCUAAAGUUCACUGCAUGAACUUUGAGUUAGUCAGACUGUCUUGUUUUAGCACUUACGUUCACAGCAUCGUCGGCCUCGUGGCUACAGUUUUCUACCUCGUUCCCCAGAUCCUGAUGAUGCUCUUUUCAUAUAUGCACAUAUUCAGGAUUUGCCUGAAAGCUUCCAAAGAAUCCCGAGCCAAAGCUGCCCAAACAUGCACGCCUCACCUGAUUGCUGCCAUCAAUUUCUCUGUGGGCUGCUUUUUUGAAGUCAUCCAAAGCCGGUUCGACUCGAACCGCCUUUCCUUUGAGUCGCGCCUCUUUCUGUCCCUUUACUACCUAACAUUUCCCCCCUUGCUAAAUCCUCUUAUCUAUGGUAUAAAGACAGAUAAAAUUAAACCCUCCCUUAAUUUCCUUGACCUGAACAUUUAUUAUUUAGGGAGGUGUGAUUAG